Microstroma glucosiphilum is the source of this 1017-nucleotide messenger RNA. RefSeq lists its product as hypothetical. Gene Ontology annotation, cellular component: cell periphery; cytosol. The transcript has 2 exons. Gene Ontology annotation, molecular function: cysteine-type deubiquitinase activity; K48-linked deubiquitinase activity; cysteine-type carboxypeptidase activity. The annotation marks the transcript as partial. The record is from RefSeq and is a predicted model, not a curated record. Gene Ontology annotation, biological process: protein K48-linked deubiquitination. NCBI's taxonomy places the organism in Eukaryota, Fungi, Basidiomycota, Exobasidiomycetes, Microstromatales, Microstromataceae.
CAGGACGAGAACGGCCCUUGCUCCCUCAUUGCCAUUGCCAACAUCCUUCUUCUCCGCGGCGAUCUCGAGCUGCAACCACCAGACCGUCCCUUGGUGAACUACGACUACCUCUCAUCGCUUAUUGCCGAGUACCUCCUCACCCGCCCAGGGGACGCCUCUCUAGAGCAAGCCCUCAGUCUUCUCCCCCAGACGCAGUACGGUCUGAAUCUCAACCCGGGCUUCAUCUCGAACGAGACCUUCUACUCCUCCUCUUCCUCCCCCUCCGAGGUCGGGGCCGGUGGCGGAAGCGCUGGCAGGCCAGGCCAGCUAGCCCUCUUCGACCUCCUCGGUAUCAAGCUCUACCAUGGGUUUCUUCCCGAUCAAAGUUCAGACCGUGAAAGCACAUACGACAUGCUCAUCUCUCUCGGAUCGUACGAUUCUGCCCUGGAUCAAGUUGUUCGCGGGGAUGCCAUUGCCGAGCAAUUCUUCCGAGAGGCAAUGGGGGAGAGUGGUGUGCGAGCCCCACUAAAGGUGCUUAGAGAGAGGGGAGGAGCUGUUCUCCUCGAGUCGAAGGGAUGGGGGACAGCACUGCAGCGGCGCGAUGUUGCAGCAGCACUUGAAGUGGGCAACUUUCUGGAUAACAAUGCUUCGCAGCUUACCUACCCUGGGUUGUUCGCACUAUCUGCUCUGCCAGAAGGUACGCUAUGUGCCCUCUUCCGCUUCAACCACCUCAGUGUCCUCUAUCGACGAGCACCACCCACGCUCCUCACACUGCUCACCGACGAGGCAUUCCUGGAUGAAGGACUAGCAGUAUGGGAGAGUCUUGCAGAUGUCGACGGGAGUGCCAGUGGAGAGAUCUACGAUGGGAGAUUUAGGAGGAGAGUCAUCGAUCAGUCUGCUAGAGCUGGGCGAGGGCGCGGUGGUGGUGGUGGUGGUGCUCUCGCAGCGGGCUUUGGUGGGGAUGGCAACGCUGGGACUGGAGUUGGUGCUGGGAUGGGAGGAGGACAAAGUGGUGAUCCUGCCGAGGAUGCAGAGUGA